AUGGGUAAUGAAAUUAAUGCUAAAUUGCAUUCUGUUCUUGCGGCUUUUAACAUUACUGACAAGAUUCUUUGUGCUACUACCGAUGGAGAACUCAGACAAUCAGUUGGUGAAGGUGAAGCAACUUGUAAAAUUCCACAGGAUGUUUCAACCCACUGGAACAGUACUUAUCUUAUACUUUCAACCUACAUAACUAUGCCUACAAUGAUUUCAGCUAUAAUUAGACGCAAUAAAAGUCUUAAUAAAUUUAAAUUCAUCCCACAAAAAGAAACCAAUCUUCAAGCCACAGCACAGUUUCUUAAGCCAUUUUAUGACACUACUAACAUUCUUUCUAGUAGCACAUAUAUGACUUUAGAAAUUUUAAUUAUACUUAUCAAAGAUAUUGUCAAUAAUAUUUCAUCAUGCAUUCAAAAUUUAGAAAGUCCAGAAUUUCUCGAAAUAGCUGCAACUCAAAUGUCUGAAAAA
Molecule: messenger RNA, 462 nt
Organism: Dentiscutata heterogama
Lineage: Eukaryota; Fungi; Glomeromycota; Glomeromycetes; Diversisporales; Gigasporaceae
Source: the annotation of a GenBank genome assembly